Molecule: messenger RNA, 1119 nt
Organism: Mizuhopecten yessoensis (Yesso scallop)
Lineage: Eukaryota; Metazoa; Mollusca; Bivalvia; Pectinida; Pectinidae
Exons: 2
Coding region: 255-818 (187 amino acids)
Source: RefSeq, a predicted model, not a curated record
GCAUGUAGUUAUACUGUAAGUGAUUGAUUUUAUUGAAAGAUGUAUCCCUUUCUAGUUUCUAACCAAUGAGUCUUUGGUGUUUUUUUCAACCCAUUCUCCAUGUCUUAAUGUUGUGCUAUAUCAAAAGAGGAAUACAUCGAGAUCAUGUUGUAAAUAAUUAUGGUUACACCUAAAUUGUUGAGUCUUGAAAACCCAUAAUAAAAUUAAUCUUCAUUUCUUUAUUGUCAAGACACAGCACUGAACUGAACAAUGAUAUGGAGGAUCCCCAGCCCACUUCAGUCCCAGUUAACACUCCAGACAGUACUGGCCAUGUAGCAGCACCACAGCAAGAACAUGAUCUUGUACAAACUGAUGUCCAAGGAACAUCUUUGGAACUGCUAUCAGCAGCAGCUGAAAUCAAGAGGCUACAACAACAAGUUCAUCAGUCUGAAGUCUUAUUCAAUGAAUACAGAGUGUGGUAUGAACAACAUGAAGCUACAUUGGGAAAUCCUGUAAGUGAUGACAAACCCAAACCACUGACUGUUCAGGAGAUUUUAAAGGAGGAAUCACAGAUUCAAGGAUUAUUUGAAUAUUAUACAGGAUUCAAAUUCUCAACAUUCCAGGCCCUACUUGACUUUCUCACUAUUCAGGCCCCACAACACCAUAAUAACAGGAAAGACAUAGUUAACAUGGAGUGCGAGGAUAAACUGUUGUUAACAUUGAUGAGACUGCGACACAAUUUUGGUCUUAAAGAUCUGGCUUUUAGAUUUGCUAUCUCCACUCAAGCAGUGAUUUGCAGAACAGGAUGCGAACCUCUGGCAUACCGUGAAACGUUGUAAGUUCGCAAGUCCCUGUCGCAGAUGGAAGAAACUUGUAAACUAGGCCUGCUGCACAUCAGAUCUUGUCACUCUUAGAUAUUGAAGAAUGGAGGAAGGGUAAUACUAUAUAAUUUUGGGAAUGGGGCAUGGGGUAAUAAUGUACUGAUGAUUUGUUAUCAACACAGAAUUAAUGCUUUGUCCUUAAAAAGAGGACAAAAGGGAGGGAUAAAUGUCUAUGUUAUGCCUUUAUGUAAGCUGCUAUUCACUUCAUUUGCAGAACUUGGAUGAGUGCAUUAAAGGAAUAAUUAAAUAUAAUUAAUAU